UUUAGCACUGAUAGUAAUCACAACUAUCAGUCUUAACAUUCAUGAUCUCAGAUAUAGCAGAUUUAGGAUGAGGUGGACUCUUUGGAUUCUAACAAUUAUCUGUAUAAUACUCCACAUCAGUAGUUCACAAAGUAACCCUUAUCACGUUCUGGGUGUUUCUAGAUCAGCCUCCAAAUCAGAAAUUCAGAAAGCGUACCGAAAGCUUGCCAAGAAAUAUCACCCUGAUGUAAGUAGUGAUCCUGAUGCUGAAAGAAAGUUUACUGAAGUGGCUGCUGCGUAUGAAUCGCUGACAAAAGAACAAAACCAGCCCAAACAACAGCAAAGUAGACAGGGUGGAUCCAGACAAGAGUUCUACUUCAACGGUCAGCGGUACACGUUCAGCGGAGGAAAUGAGUUUGGGGGUGGCCGUGGAUUUAACAGCUUUAACAACUUUCGGAAGAAGGAACCACACAAGGAUUCUCCCAUAUUAACAGUUAAGCGGUUUGAACAGGAAGUUCUUCCAGACAGUUACAUGUCAAUUCAUCUCGUUAAAGUUACAUCUCGGUGGUGUUUCCUCUGUAUGGAGUAUGAUCGAGCGUGGCCUGAUGUCAUGAACCAUUUCAAACCCUAUGGUAUGAAAUUCUGGGAGUUACCCUAUGACUCCUCAAAUAUGAAGCAGAAGAUAUCAGUCUAUGAAACUCCAUCAUUUUUGAUAAUCGUAUCAGGACGGGUUUAUCAUUUCACCCUUUCUCUUACUUUCACAAACCUUGAGAGAUUCAUAUUAUCUAAAGUUCAGUCUGUUCUGGUUAUGGAUCAAGUGAACGACAGGAAAGUUGACACCUUUGUUGGUGAUUUCACAGACUAUAAAGCUAAGGUAAUAUUUGUCUCCAAGACAUUCUCUUUUCCCCAAGCAAUGGCUGCGUUCAAGUUUAAGGAUUACUACAAGUAUGGCUUCAGCUCAACUGAUGACGAGUCUACAAAGAACAUUCUACAGAUUCUACCCUCACCAAGUAAAAUGGGAGUCAUUAUAUUUAAGGAGGUUUACCCUGCGAUAAGUAGGAAGGACAAUGUAGAUUCUAUUGGGCAGUUACUGCAGAUUCUUGAGGCCGAAAAGAAGUUGAUUUUACCCAAAAUAAGCUCUCCGAAAACAUUUGAUGAGAUAUGUUCUCGGUCUGUUGAUCAACCAUGUGUGAUAUUUGUGUUUGCUUCAAAAGAAGAGUACAAGUCAACCAGAUUGCUGAUUCAAACUGGAGAGCUUCAAUUCAAACGAAACAUGCAAUUCUCUUUCUUAUACCGUGAUGCCCAAUUUGAAUUCAUAGAAUCGUUCUUCCCACCGUAUCCUCUGAACAAUGUUCUGCUUCUAAAACGAACAUCAAACACCCACGCUCACGUUUUGUGGCUCCCCAGAUGGGAUCUGUCUGAUGUAGCCUCACUUUACAUAAACUUAAGAGAGGGUGAAGCCAAAUUGGGAGGAGAUCGAGUAAAACUAGGCGCCAUUAUCAACGAACAUGCUCCUUCACUCCUGGACAAUGUUAUGGAGUUCAUAUCAUUCUCUAUUGAGAGUACUAUUGGACAAAUACAUCUGAUCAGCCUCAACACCUGGUUAUCAGUAAUAUCUAUAAUAACACUCUUCUGUGUCACCUUCCUGAUAAACAAUGAUCCAGAGGAAGCGCAGCGCCGUCAGCGCAAUGGAGGUCAACAACAGAGCGCUGAGCAGCAAACCUUCCAAGAAAACACACCUAACUUUGUGGAUUUGCCCGAGCUGACUGCUCUAACAGCUAGCAAACUCCUCCCCUCAGAUAAAUCACAGAUGACAUUGCUCGUUGUGGGGGACCUUAAGGAUGGAAGUUCGGUCCCUCUACCCGUUAGAGUUGUAUCGGCUAAACUAAAAGAGUUGUGUAUAAGAGGCCCUCAGUCCGUCGCUUUUGUCUCUCAUGACAAAUACGAAUCUUGGUUGUUUUUGUUUGCUGAGCUGGCAGGGUGUAGGCUGAUCCAGGGUUCGGUGAUUGCGGUGAACUUUAAUAAGAAAUAUUUCAACUUCUUUACCCCAAUCAACACAUGUUCUAACUCCUCGUUAGUUAACCUGCAGGAUAGGGUUACUCUCUGGUUUGAGAGGUUGUGUGAGGGAAGUUUACCUAGGUUCGGUCAUGGGGAGUUGGAGUAUCCUACAGGCUGAUUUAUUUAAAAUUAGUAUAUAUAUAUAAUAUAUUGUAAUUGAUUAAUAAUUUAUAAUAGAAUUUUAAUCUUAAACAGAAAUAUUGA
This is a messenger RNA of Bolinopsis microptera, 2241 nucleotides long. Its product is annotated as dnaJ homolog subfamily C member 16-like. The transcript has a single exon. Bases 68 to 2155 code for a protein of 695 amino acids. Lineage: Eukaryota; Metazoa; Ctenophora; Tentaculata; Lobata; Bolinopsidae. The record is from RefSeq and is a predicted model, not a curated record.